Molecule: messenger RNA, 717 nt
Organism: Exaiptasia diaphana
Lineage: Eukaryota; Metazoa; Cnidaria; Anthozoa; Actiniaria; Aiptasiidae
Product: receptor-interacting serine/threonine-protein kinase 1
Exons: 1
Coding region: 1-717 (238 amino acids)
Biological process (GO): protein phosphorylation
Molecular function (GO): ATP binding; JUN kinase kinase kinase activity
Source: RefSeq, a predicted model, not a curated record
AUGUCUGCAUUUAAACUUCCCUCUAUUCCUAAGAUGCCAGUCUCAAUGACUAAUCAGAAUAGCGACGAAAUCGAGUAUAACCAUUUAUUGGGAAAGGAAUUUCCGAGAUUUUCUUGGGGUGACAUCGAACAUGGGAUGUCAAUAGGCCAGGGUUCGUUCGGUGCCGUGUCACUAUGUGAGCACAAGGGACAAAAAGUCGUCAUCAAAAAGCUUCUCAGUGAAGACAAAUCGGAGAAAGAUAUCAUUGUGAAGGAGGCGCGUCUUCUUCAUGAGAUCAAAAGCAGUUUUAUCGUCAAACUGGAAGGUAUUUGUUUAUCCCCAUGCGCUCUUAUGCUGGAGUACCUGCGCUUUGACUUUAGGCCAUUUGGAGGCAAUGAAUCUGUCAACAGUCUAGAUAAAUUCCUGAAGUACGUGGAUCAAAGUAGUCUGAUUGACGAAAUUUCGUUUUCUACAAAAAUUGCAAAAGAUAUUGCUGAUGGUGUAAAUUAUCUCCACACGCGUGACAUUGUCCAUCGUGACAUUAAGCCCGCUAAUGUGCCUGUCUCUAAUCAGCAUUAUUGCAACUUAAAAGGAAGACGCCAACAGCAAAAAUACGUAGAGGAGCCAAUUAUCCCGUAUCCACCAAACAGCGGACGUACUGAGGACGGCAACAACCAACAUAAAGCGUGGUACCCCAGUUUACCGAGCACCGGAGCUGUUCUCAGGAGCCAAGCCUAA